Xyrichtys novacula (pearly razorfish) is the source of this 16135-nucleotide messenger RNA. The record is from the annotation of a GenBank genome assembly. NCBI's taxonomy places the organism in Eukaryota, Metazoa, Chordata, Actinopteri, Labriformes, Labridae.
AUGGCGACGGGUGAAGUUUGAAGUUUAGCGCCACGAAACCAGAGACAGGGACACCGGGCAGAGACUGACAGAACAGAAACACGGAGGGAGAACAGGAGUGGACUGAAACUGAAGGGACAGAAACAAAGACUGCGUGUGUCUCUGUGCUGUUUGCGUACAUCUUAACUAUUAGAAGAACACCCGCCUGCCUGUGUGGCUGUGGUUCGGAGGACAGGUGGACACACACUGGAUCGGAAAAGGUGAGCGACUUGAUUCCUGCAUUACCACUAGACUUUGGCACGCUUUUCAACCUUGAAUAGACAGUUUAUUCCUUGAUAUUGGCAUAAAAGCGCAUAAAGACUGCGUAAGUGCACCCUUAGCAACUUAUGAUGCUCUCAGAGAGGAGAGACCGUUACAACAGUGUAGUUAUCGGAGCCGUUACACUGCAUUAAACAGAGAUUUUGUGUUUCAAUGGGAGAGACAAGUUGUCUUUUUAUGAAUAGAGCACGAUAGAACUUGAGUGUUUUAUCCGUUUUAUUCUAUACUCAGUUAACUUGUGUACCGGGUGAGGCCGUGGGAGGGUAGUUAACAGUGGUUAGUUGGUGGUUAAUCAGUUAACGGUGAUGCUGAUGAUACAAUACACUGCGCAUGCUCGGACUUGUCAAAAAGCCCCUGACAGUCCAGGAAUGAAUCACAGCCACAGCCGUCAAACUGCCUUUCUGAGAGUGUGUCAGAAAAAGGGCGAGUCUGUCCCACUGUGUGAAAGGUUUCAGGUUUGAAGCAGUGUUGUACAGACAGACAGACUCAUAGAUAGACAUCAUUAUAGGGCUUUUUUCAGAUAAAUAUACUUUGGAGGUUUGAAAAUACUUCAAUUCUUACUCAUGUCUACCCACAGUAAGUGUUUUUGUAAUAUGAGGCUGACACAACAUUAUGAGUAAACAAGUGAAGGCAGUUUUUAGUUUGUGUGUUUGCCAGCAGGAUUGUUCAUGUUCUCCUGCAUUGGUUAAGCAUAACCAGUAAUUAAUGCCUUUAGAUAACAUAGACAUGCACAUAUGGGACCUGAGUGCAUGGCAUCAGCUGGGGGCCUUCUCAUGGAAUCUUUCCCAGAUUAACUUAAAUGUUUCACAUUUUUAUGACCUGUAUACCACAUUCGGUGCAAGGUGGGGCUGCUUGAUAAUGGCAAAAAAUCACCUUAUUUCAAUUGAUUCUGAGAUCAUCCUUAAUAAACAAUUCAUCACUGGUUUGACAUCUUUCCGAUUAUAUGCAGUAUUUGAACCCAAACACCCUUGUAACAGUGUUAAGCAAAACCUACCAUACUUAUUUUCACCAUCCAUUGUUUCAGUCUUGGACGCUUACAGAAUAUCUUACAUUUGUACUGGCUUUCUUUUCUCAGUGAUGCUCAGUCUCUGCCCAAAAUGCCUAAUUUUGGCUGCUUUUCCACUGAUUUAAAGUUAGACACAGCUUGUGGAUGUACUUUUCACUUAGUAUGCUAGUCACCAAACAACCCAAAAGAUAUGCUUUUACAGAAAAUGUCUGAGGCAAGCUGUUAGGACCACUUAGCUCUCCAUUUAGGCCUGAGGCUAUGCUGCCAAACAUGUAUCUCAUACUAAAGGAACUUUGUAACAGUUUUGUAGUAGUGGUCAGAAUAAAUUCAACUUUUUGCUCAGCCCUAAUGCAGUGUGCACUUGUGUAAGCUUCUCUAACUUGACGUUUUAUGAGAUAACACUGUGUGAAGAAUUUGCCCCUCUUCAAUUAAAAACCUCUUGUCUGGCUCCCCACAGGAUGUAUGAGGACCUGUAUGAGCCCUUCUCUGAUCUGGAGCCACCGGUAUCUUCAGGAGGCGGGGCCUGUCGGAAAGGGAGGGUACUGGAUGAUGGCGAGUGUGCGGAGUCCAGUCUGAGUGUCGGGCAGUUUGUCCUCUGCCAUUGGUCAGAUGGACUGUAUUACCUCGGCAAGAUUCAGAGGGUAAAGAACACAUGCAUGCACACAAAAACAAAAACUUGCAUCAUAAUUCACCUGAUUGAUGAUAUAAAUCUCGUUUUUGUGAUUGGUGGACAGGUGAGCCCCCCGAGGCAGAGCUGCUUUGUUACAUUUGAGGAUAACUCCAAGUUCUGGGUUCUUUGGAAGGACAUCCAACAUGGUGAGAGAGACAGGUGGACCAAGACUGACGGACAGAUAGACAGAGACAGACAGGUUGGAGCAGACGGUCUGAAUAGUUCUGGAUUGUUGUGGGGACCGAGAACUAUACUUCAACAAUGCUGAUGUGGACAAGUUUUUCAUUAUUUUUCAAACAUAGAGAAAAAUAUCCAUAUAUAUGGAAUUAACCUGAAAGAAAGAGAGACUUUAAGAACCGGGGGAAGAUGGGUAGAUAUGUCUCAUCACCACAUUUCUGCGUAUUGUCUUGUUUAACAAUAUCUAUCAGUCACAUUAAUUCAACAUAUCCCAUUACAGCUGGAGUGCCAGGGGAGGAGCCUCGCUGCUCUGUGUGUCGGGAGGCGGAGCAAAAUUCUGACGGCCAGUCAAACCAAAAUAAUCAGAUUCUUAUAUGUGGAAAGUGUGGCAUCGGUGAGUGACAUCUCUAGUCAGUUCGGUUUAUUACCUGCCAUAAACACAUGCAUGAUAUUUUUUAUAUGUUUUGCAAUGAUGUAAUUCUUUGUUUAUGAGGAUUACUGAUUAAAUUGAAGGCUCUAAUCUUUGAAUAUUUGGGGGGACAUAAAAAAUUCUCUGAGCACUUUGGGUGUAAAGAUUGAAAGACAAAUCUCUGAUCAUAAUUGAUAUAUAAUCUCUUAUUUUGAUUGGAGAUCAAACAGCUUUAGCUUGUCUUUGUUUUGACUGAGUAACACCACUUACUCCCUUCCCAUCUGUCUCUCCAUCAGGUUUCCACCAGCAGUGUCAUGUUCCUCCAGUAGAGAGCAGCAGCAGCCUCAGUCCCUGGUUCUGUAGACGCUGUGUCUUCGCUCUGGCUGUCAGGGUACAAGCACUCACAUUCUCACACACAACUACACAAAGUAACAGGUUUUGUUGUGCUCUGGUUCGGCAUCAGACUGGGGUUGAUGGUUGUCAUAGAAGUAAACACUGGGACUGUUUCUCUCCCAACCUAGAGUAAAUCUUGAGGGAAAUGGAUCAAGGAAGCAGCCUUGAUGAGAACUCAAGGGUUACCUAUUUUAUUUAGUGAUGAUGAUUUUUCUUUUUCUAGUCAGUAAAAAGUGUGAUUACACCUUGUCAUGUGUUAUGUAAAGCAUACAUGAAAUUAAAGGGUAUGUCUGAUACUUAGUUCAUAGAGAUGGUCCAAAAAGCAUCUGUCUGUUUACACAUACACAGAGAAAAAAAAUGAUGUUUGACUCACUUUCUUUCUUUUCUUUUCCUCACAGAAAGGGGGUGCCCUAAAAAAGGGGCCUAUAGCCAAAGCUCUGUCUGCAAUGAAGCAGGUGUUACAAUAUGACCUGGACUCUCUGGACUGGGACUCUCAACAUCGCACGAAUCAGCAGCAGUGUUACUGUUACUGUGGAGGCCCUGGAGAGUAAGAUUAACCAGGAGGAGUCAAGCACACUGUGGUAUUUUCACCAACCAGUCUGUAACACUGAUUUUGCACACGCUUUCUGUGUAGGUGGUACCUGAAGAUGCUGCAGUGUUUCAGGUGUCAGCAGUGGUUCCACGAAGCCUGUGCUCAGUGUCUGCAAGAGUCCAUGUUGUUUGGAGAUAGGUACCACAGCACCCCCUCUUCUCUGUUUUAUAGUUUCCUCUCUUCUUCUCCACUCCUGUAUUGAAACAAUCUCUUACCUCUUCCUCAGGUUUUACCUCUUCCUGUGUGCAGUGUGUAAUAAAGGAUCAGAGUAUGUUAAACGCCUGUCCCUGAGGUGGGUUGAUCUGGUUCACUUGGUCCUCUACAACCUGUCAGUCAGCAGCAAGAAGAAGUACUUUGAGCUGGACGAGAUCCUGGCUUUUGUGUCUGCAAACUGGGACCAUCUACAGCUUGGAAAGGUAUCAGGCUGAGCUAAAAUAAAUCUCAACCAUACUGAACCACCUUUAGCAUACCAAAUUAGAACUAAACUUGGACCAGCUUGAUUUAAACUUCACCUACAGUAGACAGUACUGUAAACUUGGAAGCAGCUUGAGCUAUCUGAAAGACUGACAUUCACCUCAGCCACACUGAAAUGAACCAAACCUGUAUCACAGCCAACAAAACCAGACUGAAAUAAGUUUAACCUACAACAAAACCAGACUUUAAGGAUUUUAGAUCAUACUGGACUUAACCUUGACAAGAGGAAAAACUGAAACCAAACCUGGACUUGACUGAUAUAACCAAACUAAACCUGAAGCACUCCUAACUAAAGAAUUUAAGUCAACCUUAACCAGACUGAUCCAAUCUUAAACAGGACAAGGCUGCUACAAACACUGCAUAGGCAGUACAGAACUAAACCUGCUCCAACUAGACUCAACUUUGACCAGACUUGAUCAAACCAGUUUCUCCAGUUUGAUCAACUCUGGUACUAAUUUCAUCCUGCUUGCUUUUUUGCUCUCAUUUCAGCUCUCUAAUACACCUCCAGCAGAAAGAGGGCAACACCUGCUCGAUGCUCUGAACAAAUACAAGAGCAAGUAAGUACUGUUAUUAUCUGUUGAAUGAUUUAAUUCUCAGUGUAACCAGCUUUUUCAUUCUUCAUUUUGGCUGUAAAAGUGAACCAUAGGUAGAACAGCUUACUGUGGGAGAGGAUGUCAUGAUAAUGAGACAAAAAAUGGGUUUUUAUUACUAUUAUUAUUAUUAUUAUUAUUAUUAUUAUCAUUAUUAUUUUCCUCUGUAAAUAAUAGAUAACUUUUAGAGACAUUAUGUGACACAACAGACAAUUGAAUUUCCCUUCAGGGGUUAAUAAAGUUCUUCUUAUUCUUAUUAUUAGGAUAUUAAAUUUUGCCUUCUGAGAAUUGCUUCCAAACUGAGGGGCAAUCAUCAGUUUUAGAUCCGCCUCAAAGAUCCUAUCUCAAAAAUGUCAGCAGAACAGAUCUGUGUUUACUCCCCCACUGUGAAGUCUUUGUUUUUGGGGUUCUCUCAGAGGGAAAAUGGUUGACACUGUUCUCCUGUGUAAUGGUAUCCAUUGCAUCCAGCAUAGACUUAAGUCUGCUGUUUCUGUGUUACUGUUGUUUUAUAAAUUUAGUACCAUCUGUUUUCAGAAUGCAGUGUUUGUCCUUCUGGCAAUCAAAAUCAUUGUUUAGUUAAAGGGAUAUUCCAGCGUAAGUUUAAACCAUGGUCAAACACACUGUAACACAGAGUUAGACCCUGCCUUGAGAGAUGAAUGUUGCAGACUGCUUGCUUCUCUAGGUAUAACAACUUCAGCAAAAACUGCACGAUAGCAAUACACAGUGAUCUGCAUCUCCAUACGCACAAACCUCACCCAAAAAGCCACUCUAUAGCCACAAAUAAUGCUCAAAACAGCACCUAACUUCAUCAACUGUACAUCUAGGGUCUCAGCCAUAGCACUAGCCAUCAAACAUCUUUUUAGCUUUGCCUAAUUUCUUUAGUAAAGAGACCAAACACAACUCACCCCCUCUCCUCCAGCAGCCGCUUGUUUGUAGGGGAGCCCUGAUGAGUCGAUCACUGAGUGUAGCAGAGUUGCGCAGCUCAAGGAAGAACAUUUAUGAUUAUUACUUCAUGGAAAUCCAAUCAGACCGAGACACUAAGGCAGAAGAACUACUGCGCCUGCAGUGCACAUACAAGAUACCCAAGAACUCUGAUUGCAAUAGUAACACUUGCAGUGGUGUUACAAUUUGUGAAGCACUGCACAUGAUUACUUUGCUCAAAGUCUCACCAUCCUCCGCAGCUGGUCGCUUCAGUUGAGAAGCCUUUUCAUCCAAACCUGCACUCCACAAGGUUGAAUGGAUUUUUCUGCUUUACUUCUGCUUUCUUUAAAUGCAUGUUUAUGACAUAAUGAAGGAGGAAAACUGGCUGCAAGAGGCACCACUCAGCCAGGUUAAAGUGGCUUCUCAUAAUGCACAACAAAUAGAGGCACUUUUGCAAUCACAUCAGGUCACAGACAGUGGGUGAUGGCAGCAGGCACACUUUUUACUGGUGUCCUUAAUCCUGAUUUAUUCGUUGCACCGGGGUAUAGUUUGUCACAGCUAACUUUUGAGAUGACUAAAAGGUUGUAAAAGUGGAUCUUGUUCUCUAAAUGUUUUGGUUGAUGGAAACAAACAGACAAACAGCAUUUUCUCGAGUCCUGUAAGUUAUUUGGCAAUGACCCAGCAGCUAAGAAGCUAGUGAAUAUUCAAGUGUGGAUUUUGGGUGUGGGGCUGGCUUUGUUGUAGUUUACAGCCGUACUGUUAGUUUGCGAAUAGCAGAAACGACUCUUCAUCUAAUGAAGUCCUGUGGUUGUUAAUCCACGUAGUAACCACAGUAAAACACUCAUCAAUUUGGAUCAUUUUCAAUGUUUUUUUGAAUGUGUGUGGUAAGGUUCCUGUGUGGGAAGGAGAUCAAGAAAAGGAAAUGCAUCUUUAGACUGAGGACUAGAGUUCCUCCCAACCCCCCCUCUAAGCUUUUCCCUGAGCGCGCCCAGAAUGAAGGAGGACGGGGCCAUAAGAAGGGCGUGGUCAGGUACAGACAUUUUUCAACAUUUCUUUGCUAGCUUUGACGGUCUGAUCUGUUGCUACAACUUAGAAUAAGGAGGCAGUCUAGUUUGUCCAGUGGAUCAGUCUGUGUGAAUAUAAUGAAACUGGGUUUUUGCAGCACGUCAGCUGAGAGGAAGAAGAGAAAGUCCAAGUGGCUACUAGAAGAUGCUAUUCCUAAUGUAAGAAUUACCUCCUCCUUUUUAACACAAAACCUUCAAAAUUUGAUUAUUUCUGUGUUUCAUUCGAUGAGUCAAGGAUUCAUUGAACAUUUUUUCCAUCACUGAAAUGUUUUUGCAUCUCCAGAGAAGCUUUUUUGUCAUUUGAGUCAUGUAAUACUUUGAUAUUUCAUCAAAAACAAAUUUUAAGUUUUUUUUACUUUUAAGUUUUCUUUUAAUUUAUGAAAUGAUUUUGUGUUUUCAGGAAUACGUCAGUGGUUUUUUUUAAUUUGUGUUUAUUUUUUUCUGCAGUUUUUUUCCACCAUAUUAAUUGUUUUUUCCCUUGAAAAAUAAAACAGCACUCUGUAUAUCAUAAGUCUUUGCUGUGUGCAAAAAGAGAAUCAUAUCUUUUGACUAUAAAGUUCAAAUCACUUCAGUACAAAGAACUAUCUCUGUUAGCAAUCUCAAUUUCUUGGGUGAAGCGAUUUCCUGAAUCUAAAUUUCCACUGUAAUUGUUGUCGUUGCUGUUGGUGAAUGUUUGCGCCUGUGUGUGUGGGUGUGUAGAACGAACUGUCCUACAGUUGGACAUCCAACCAUCACAUGGCAAACUUCUUCGACUUUACCCUGGAUGAGCUGCAAAGCUUAAAAAGGUGAGAUGAAUACCAGUUCCUCAAUAACAGUUUUUCAGCCUACCAUCUUGUGACUACCUUCUUUGCUCCUCCUCAGUAGUUCCAGUAGACCCGUCAGUAUUGAUCAGGACUCCACUGAUGCCUCCACCUCAGGCUCUGCCACCACCAGUGCCUCUUAUCACUUCAGGUCAGCAGAGGUUAUCAAGUCUUAAUCCAGUAAAGUAAGCAGUUAGGAUUUUCCUCUAACCUUGGACCUCAUGCUCUGUUACUCCAGGAGGAGAGUCGGCAGUAGGAAGCGGAAGUUGCCAAGCAACAGUUACAGCCACUGGGCCAACCGUAGUGAGGCAGGGGAGGAGCUUGUAGAAGAGGAGCAGUCUGUGAUGCUAGAGGACAAAGAAGUUACAAACCACCCUCACCUGGCAACAGACUCCUCCCACUUCCUUUCCGAUCCCUCCCAGAUUCCCUCUGACUCCUCCCACCUCCACUCAUCUAUCUCCUCCUAUUUUGGAGUGGCGGGCAGACUGACCAAUGGGGAAAGGUACCAGGUGUUGGCUCGACGUGUCACUCCUCAGGGGACGGUCCAGUACCUGCUGGAGUGGGAGGGGACUACACCUUAUUAGGAUGUUAACAAACUGACAUUAGACGCUUUGACUCCUCUUCCUCCUCUUCCAAUUAGAAACCAGUCAAAUCAUGGUCUGUUACCUGUUUUGUCUUUUGACCAACCAACUUAAUAAGUACUCCAAUUCCCAAGUAUCCAUUUUUAAUGAAAAUUAUUAUUUUAAACAUUUAGCCAGAAAAGUCCUUUUUAAUGUUAUCUUCACACAAAUAUGUAUCUCAUGAUGCCAAAACUAAUCAUUCAAGAUUGGAAAGAAAAAAGAUAAUGCUAGUUUUAUCGUCAGUCAUCAUGUUACAGUAUUUAACCCCAACCCUAAUCCUCAAAUAUCAUGUCUUGCAAAAAAAGCCCCAUACAUAUCACCAAAAAUAUCUUAUACAUACUGUACACAAUAUCUGCCAUUCUUGUAUGUCUACAAUAUAUGUCCCCACAGAACUCUGUCAUAUAUAUGCUUUGACAGUAUUCUACCUACUUAUAUGUCAUCUAAUAUGUCCCCGAAAUAUGUUCUCAUAGUAAACCUGCCCCCUGAUUGUCCCUUUUUUUGUGUAGUCCGCAAUAUCUUGAUUUAGAAGCCCCAACAAAAGUAACACUGUUUUCUCAAAGCAUCUUAUACACCAGUGUCCCUAAAAAUAUAUCAUCCUUUUCAGGCCUCGACCAAAAUUAUCUCAUGUCUCACAAAACCUUCCUUAUAUUUGUCUCCACAAUAACUUCACUGUAGUAUGUCGCCAUAGUGUCUUGCUUUAUGUUUCCCACAUUAUCCUGCCUUGUCCUUCCACUGUAUAUGUCCCCUUAAUAACUUUGGCAUUAGUCUUGCUGCUGGUCUUGCAAAUGUCCCAUCCAAAAACAAAACAUUCAUUUUUCCCUAAUAUCACCAUGUCACUGAAAUACCCUGUCCCACUUACGUCCCCACAAUAAUAGCAAGAUAAUCAGAUGGUUUUUAGUUUGGAGGAAUCAGGAAUCAAGCUAGUUAUAAACCUGUUGAAUCAGUGUUCAGUGAGAGCAAAUACCAUGUUUAAAGACAGCCAAAGACUGACACACAUACACCCACACACAUUGUCACACAUGCUCUCACUUAGUAGUGUUAUAUAAAUAUUAUUAUAGUAUGAAGAUCUGAAUACUAUCGAACUGACAUUAGUUGGAGAUUGUUCAUUUUUUAUGUCAAACCAAACAGUUCUUCUUCUUAUUCUUCCUCUUCUUCUCUGAUAUGUUAAACAGUCGGAGACUCCUGUAGUUCCUGUAGUGCCCCCUAGCUGUCAAACAGCUUGCUGCCUUACCUGCUCCCCCACUGCUGUACCUGUGGGUUAUUUUUCCAGCAGUUUUUGACAAAUUAAUCAAACUGAACAAAAAGCACGUCAUGACCUCAAGUUUUGCUCUGAUCUCUAACAGGCUUUUUUUCCCAGUGAGUGACUACAGGUGUUUCCUAAUACCUGCUGGGACCUCACAGAGUGGAUGUGACCUGAAAAAAAUCAGUGGGUCAGUGUUGGUUUACUUGCAAAGUUCCAGUGAGAUCUGUUGUUGGUCAAACACACCAGGUUUCAAAAGAUACUAGACAUCUUAACUGUCAAAAACAAACACACCUAAGAACUGCCUCAGACAAUCACAAGGAUUUUAGCAGAGGUUAUAAACACCUGGAUUAAGGGCCAGUAUGGGGUUUGGAACAUAGACUAUAUAUAGAAUGGACAGCGUCUGCCCCCUUGAUAGGUGAAGCUACUCCGAGAACGGCACCAUCUGUUGAUGGGCUGCAGUAUAGGUCAUAAAUCCCGCCUCCGCCAGCAAAGCUUAUGGGGCUGUGGACAAACUUUAGAAAUCUAUUACACAGAAUAGACAUUUUUCUCCCCCUUGCUUGCAAUGUUGACAUGUAGUUACUGUAAGACUGGUUUGUGCUCAAGUCCUCUUUCUUCUGUGCAGCUCAGUUUUUCAAAGUUAUUAGGGGGUUCAUGUUUUCUAUGAUUGACAUCUGAUACAGCCUAUGGGCGUACAAGGAUUGCUCAUCCAGGGGAUAAGCUGUUUGAGCCGAGCGUCAUCACAGCGACUCUCGGUGACUCUCCCGCAGAAUGCACACAAUGCUACUGCACAGGUGGUGGAGUGCGUACAAUGCUACUGCGCAGUGUUGGUUUCAGGAAGCGGAGAGAAAAUACAGAAUUACCGAGAGCUUUUCGGCUUCAAAUCCGUAUACUGGCAGAAGGCAGAACCAAGUUGUCUAUAGUAUAUACACAGUCGAUGGUUUGGAAACACAACUCUGUAAAACAUGAGAUCCACACACAUCUUGAAAACUAUGAAGUAAUAUUUUAUGAGGAUUUUGAAUUGUCUUUAGUCAUUAAAGUCAAAGUGUGGUUUCAGAGAGAGAUCUGCAGUGUCAUAGGUAAUUAAAGAGAUGAUAUGUAAACUUCGUGUAAAUCAGAUUCACCGCAACAUCCAGAGGUCAUCAGACCAGCUCGGGACCUUGGACAUCUGUUCUAGUGCUUUAAUGGUAACAAAGCUAAACCAGCUUUCAACCAUAUUUCAAGAAGGCCCUGGCCACCCCUUGGGUCCUGCCCUGUCCCCCCAGCCAAAAUGACUAUAGCCCUCAAUUUUCCCCAUAUAAGCUGAUGGUUAAUGCCUGAAACAGUGUUUACCCAGAUGGCAAAGACUAUCACAUUCUUCUCGAUCAGAUCACACCUUUUUGAAGCAUAAACUAAAUCUACACAUUCUGAAAAUGACUGGAUCAGGGAAAUGACCUGCAAUUUAAAAGUGCAGGUUUUGCUUGCCAUUUUUUUACAGUGUAAAGAGACUAGAGUCUGCAGCAGAGUUGUUGCAUUUCACCAUAGACUGUAUAUACUAUGGACAACUUGGUUCCGCCUCCUGCCUGUAUACAGAUUUGAACCCAAAAAGCUCUCUGUAUUUCCGGGAUUCUUCUUCAUUUCCUGAAACCAGCGCUGCGCAGUAGCUUUGUGCACAUUCACCGGGAGAGUCGCUGUGAUGACGCUCGGCUCAAACAGCGUAUCCCCCUGGUGAGCUACGCAAUCCCUCAACGCCAAUAGGCUGUAUCAGGUGUCAAUCAAAGAAAACAUGAACCCCCUAAUAACUUUUAAAAACAGAGCUGUACAGAAAAAAAGAGGACUUGAGCCCAAACCAGUCUUACAAUAACUACAUGUCAACAUCACAACCAGGGGGGAGAAAAAUUUAUGUUCUGUGUAAUAAAUUUCUAAAGUUUGUCCACAGCUCUAUAAGCUUUGCUGGCGGAGGCGGGAUUUAUGACCUAUAUUGCAUCAACAGAGGGUGCUGUUCUCGGAGUGGCUUCACCCAGCAAGGAGGCAGACUCUGUCCGCUCUAUGUACAGUCUAUGCAUUUCACUGAAAAUCCACAGACUGUAUAAAGUAAUCAAGCUCAGUAAUGUGACCACGUUUUAUAUCACAGUGGUCUAUAAAGCCACUUCCAGCCACUUAAUUAAAUAAGUUCAGGUCUUACUUUCUCUGGAUUGUGAAGGAGGACUGUGAUGUCUCCAUGUUUUACAGAGUUGACAGUCUAAACAGCAUGAAUCCUCACAAACAUGGAUUCAUAUUCUGUAUAAGUAUGUUCUGUUUUGUUUUUUUCACUGAGUUAUCACAGUCAAAAUUAUGCUGCUGAGAGACUUGAGACAAAAACUACAAAUCCCACUGGAACUGAGCAGAGUUUGGGUUGUCCACAUGUUUCCUCUCUCAUGUGUUUUCUGUGAGUAGCUGUUUUCUUGCACUAUUAUCACACUCAGUAUCUAUGCAAACAUCAACCUCACUGACCAAACUGAUAAUUAAUCUGAAAAAACAGAUGAUCAGGAGUUUCGUGCUGUUCAAAUGUUCAGAAGAAAUUUAAAAAAAAGUAGAUGGUCAUGUUCCACUUGUUCAUUUCUAUUCGGUUAGCUUGAAGCUACCUUAUGCUUUGGUUUAAAUGAGGAAUGCUUAUAGUGCUUACAGUCUCUGAGACGUUAAACUGUCACUCUGUCACUUUAAACCUGAAGUAUGUUGCUGUCAUGGUAGCCACGCUCCCCUCCCAUUGGCGUGUUGGACAGUUGUUUUCAUCAUGUGACUGUAAGUUUGCCUUAUUUCCUGUUCUGCUGACCAAUCAGCUGGCAGCUCUUUCUGGAAUAAAAAAAAUAAUAACUCUUUCAACUUUUGACAUCUGAUUUCUGUCUUAUUUUGCAUGUAUGAGUGAGUGAAGGUGUGUUGUGUAAAUGUUUUAAACAGUGUGUUUCCAGUUAUGUGUGUGUGUGGAACAGCAAGAGUGCAGCAGUUGAUAAUCUGUUAAUUCAGUUAAGGCAUUAGCAACACGUGAGAAACAAAAUGCACAUGAACAGACAGUUCAGGUGUGUGUCUUGAUGUGCCUUGUUGUCCUCAGGAUCCCUGCAGGGAGGCAGGCAGGCAGAGACACAGGCAGGUGUUCAGACAGACUUGUUCAGCUGUGGUGGAGCAUGAGGAGUAACCAACACAGCUGAAGAGACAAGCUCCAGGUUCAAGAGUCAUCCCCAUGUCUGUGAGUUCUACUUACCGCUCUGGGAGCAAGACGCUGGAUAGGUCAGUGAGCAGAGCUUUUAUACCUGUUUGUGUUAUCUGUGAUAUAAGGUGCUCAAAAACAGGUGUGUGUAGGAUGAGACACCAUAGUGUUGUUCCCUGGUUUGUAGUUUACUUCUGUGUAGCCCUAAAAAUCAGGAUUAACGCUGCAGUUCUACUGUUAACCCCAAAUGCUGCUACAGAGCGCAGGCCUCCAGUCUCCCUGCUUCAGGGGAUCCUGCUGCCAUGGAUGAGCUGGUGAAGCAUCUGUCCAGGUGUCAGCACAUGGGCUGGAUGAAAGUGAUCGGUGAGUUUCUGCUACAUGUCAGUGUUUGGGUUUUGCACAGUGAUCUUCAACAAUAACUGAAAUAUGAGUUAGACUUUAUAGUUCCUCUUAGAUUUGGAUAGAAUAAGAAUAACUUUAUUUCAUCCCCAAAGGGAAAUUAAAUUGUCUUUAGUUUCACUUGUCAUAGCUGUUGACAUUUUCCUUUUUAGACACACAUCUUGUAUUUGUACUCAACUGCAAACAAUUGUUGAAUCACAAAUCAAGUUAUUUGAUUAAACUUCUUACAUCAUAAAACUUUUUCUCAUUUCAAUGAAAACAUAUGAUACUGUAGAUUUGUCAACUACCCUGAUAUCUGGGUUGUUUACUCUAUUGAAGUCCAACCAGACACACUCUAAUUGUUUUCCAUCCCUACACUUUGACUGUUAAUCCCUCAGUUGUCCGGAUUGAAGGACCUGCUUGUUAGCUUGAGGAUUAGCAUGCCAGGCUGGCAGUUCUGUAUUACCUGUGACCCUCCACAGUAUUCGAAUCUGGUAUUUGGCCACCCACUGUGCUUUAUGAUAAAGUAUCCCCAUGUUUGUUAUGCUGUUUGUCGCUCUGUACUGAACAUUUAUCAAUAUAUCUGAAGAGAGUGUGCGAGAGGUGACUAGCUUUGACAAACAGACGGAUAAUGAAGAUCAGCUCUGUGUGAUUACAGGGAGCAGAUGAGCACAGUCACUUUUUUAUUGGCACAUCUCCUCAAAUUAAACAAGCUUUAUCCUUUAAUUGAGUCAGUAUUUACAACUCUCAGUUAGACAUGGAGGAAUAAAAGCAGAUUUUAAGUUUAUAGUGGGGAAAUUUUGGGAAGACUGGCACAAGCAUUUUAUUCAGAUUCUCUCCUUCUUUGAUCACAGGCACAACAGAAGAAUAACAUCAGCAGAGUCCACACUUUAGAAAGAUCAUAGUCUAUUUGAUUUAGAGCCCAUAAAAUAUAAGCUCAUCAGCUGGCACAGUUUUCAGCCAUGAAGAAAUUUAAUUUGCUCUCAUUUCUGACACUGAUAAGUUGGAGAGACUGUGUAUGAAUCAGGUUGAAACCCCUGAUCUGCCUUUGAAUGUUCUAAAGAAGUGUCCGUUUUUUGUUAAAGCAGUGAACAGCUGAUGAGCCAUUUACGUAGGAAAGCUGAAUCUGUGAAAUUUCUCCAAUUUUACCAGGGUGAGCUAGAGGAAAACGUGACUUGGGCUUUCUGUUGCACUAGAUAUCCUCUCCAAAUGUCUCUUGCUUAUGUGGAAACCAUGCAAACUGCCAACCACAGAUUUCAUAGCAAGUCUUCAGAGUAACUGAUUGAUCUUGACUUUUAACACUCCUGUGAAAAUAAACAUUCUCAUGAAUGGAUAGGAGAGACACUUUAACAGUGUGCGACUCCUGCACACGGUUCAUUUAAACUUCAUUAGGAGACUUACAGAAGUCUUUCCACCCUUUACUCUUUGAACUUGGGGCUUACUGGGUAUUUUAUUACACUAAAAUGGUGCUACUGGUGGUAUUAGUGCCACUGCUGGAAUAUAAUGAUAAUGUGAUGAUGUCACAGAGUUAAAGAGCGCCUCCAUUCAUUGGCUGUCAUGUGGGCAGAAGGCGGAGACUGAUGUGUGGAGUAGCAUGUUCUGCAUCCUGACAGAUUCACAAUUGCUGAUGCUUAACAAUCUGGAGGUAAAACACACACACAAACACAGACACACACACACACACACAUUUUAUUCUCCUGCAACUUUUUCAGCUUGUUCUGCUGUUUUUGUUGCUUUUUUCUUAAUCAAUUCUUGUUUUUUUUUCUGCUUCCUCUUUCUGUUCUUCUUCCUUCUGUUGUUUCUUUCUCCUGCUUUGUCUUCCUGCUUUUUCCUCUGCCAUGCUCUGCUCCUUUUCCUCCUUCUGUUUCAUCACUUUUUGGUUUUCUCUUUACUUUAUCUUUCUUUGGCGUCUUCCUUUACUCUUCUUUUUCUUUUUGUUUCUCUUCUUGUUCUUUUGCACCUUCUUUUUCUUCUCUUGGUUUUGCUUGUUCCAUGUUUCUUUUUCUUCUUAUGCAACUUGUUCCUCUGUUUUUUUUCCCCUGCCUCUUGUGCUUUUUCUUGUGCUGCCUUUUCUUUUUCUGCAUCUUUUUCCUGUUUCUUUUUUGUUUGUUUUGUUUAUAUGCUUGCUCUCCUGUGAUCCUUAUAUUUAACUUUUUCCUUUUCAUUUGCUUCUGAAUCUUCUUUUGAGGUGUCUUCUACUCUUUGUAGUCUUUUUCUGUUUUCUUCUUUCUUUCAACUUCUGCUUUGUUUUCUACUUCAUCUACACCAUCUCAUACAUCUGCUUUGUUUUUUCUUGAACCACUUUUUAUUGCCUAAUUUUGCUUACUAAUCUUCUUUAACUUUUGUUUUGUUUUUUCAUCCUUUUCUCUCUCUCCAUCUCUUAAGGUUCAUCCUCUGCUUCUUGCAGAGAAGGCGGAGACUUGUACCAUCUGGUUGCUCAGAUACACUCUACAUGUGACCUCGGGACUUUCUCGCCCCUCCCACAAAGGUAAGGAGGACGUGAGGGGUUUAACAGCUGCAGAAGAGGAAGACAGACAGCUACAGACAGACAGACGGACAGCAACAGACAACUACAGACUGACGUAGAGCUGCAGACAGGUAGACACAGACAGGCAGGUGAUGGAUGUGGACUUUGAUGCAGAGUUUGAGGACUUGAACGGUAAGAAGAAGACAUUUUUUUUUUGUUUUCAUGUCUGUGUUUGUGUGUUUGCUGCUGCAACAGGAUAAGCUGCUCUGCUUAAUCUUGAUGUAAUGGUAAUAAUAAUCUCAUAAUCUGAUAUCUGAGGUCAGCUGCCAUAGCAACAUGAUUGACUGCUCCUCUGCUCAUGAGGUUACUUAUCCCAAGUCAGGUUACAGGCAUCACCUCCUGAACCAGCAGAGGGUUGAUGGUCACAGAGGAACUGUUCACAGUUAGAAAAAGUUUGGCCAAAAAUAAAGUUUUAAUCACAGAAAUUUAAGCAAAGAAAGGAAAGUGUGAGGAUGUCUCUGAAUUUAAGAUUUCUAUAAUUUUCGACUGAAUUCAAAGUAACAAAGCAGAUCCUGCAUCGGUUUUUAAAUACACAAUAAGAUAAUAAGCUCAGUCUAGAAACAUUCUCAAUACUUAGUGAGUUCAUGUUUAUUUUUAUUUAUCUUAGUGUUUAUUUUCAGCUCCCCUGAAAUAGUGGUGAUUUUUCCUCAAACUCCUUUUUGACCUCAGUACAACAAAGUUUAAUAUAAACAUAGAAACUUUGAUAAAUGGUUCAUAUUCUCAUCCUGCUUCGUAAAUCUUUUUGACUGCUUUUUAAGUGUGUGCGUGUGCGUAUGUGAGUGUGGGUGUGUGUGUGUGUGUGUGUGUGUGUGUG